This is a messenger RNA of Lodderomyces theae, 2358 nucleotides long. Its product is annotated as histone demethylase. Lineage: Eukaryota; Fungi; Ascomycota; Pichiomycetes; Serinales; Debaryomycetaceae. The coding region runs from base 1 to 2358 and encodes 785 amino acids. Gene Ontology annotation, molecular function: histone demethylase activity; DNA binding. Gene Ontology annotation, biological process: chromatin remodeling. Gene Ontology annotation, cellular component: nucleus. The record is from RefSeq and is a predicted model, not a curated record. The transcript has a single exon.
AUGUCCAAAUUUGAUAAAAGUCUUUUGACUCCGUGUCCAACUUUACGUCCUUCCGAGGCAGAGUUUAUGGAUCCGAUUGGAUACUUAUCCAGUGGUCCCAUAUCGGAAUUGGGUAAGAAGUAUGGUAUUGUCAAAAUUGUGCCUCCCGAGGACUGGAGACCCAGUUUUCAAAUUUCGGCAUCUUUCAAGUUUCACGUGAGACAACAAGUCAUCAGUGACUUGGGGAUUACCACUAGAUCAAGAAAGUUCUUUAGGGAGAGCAUCAAUAGGUUUUUGAAUAUGAGAAGAAAGCGGUUAUUGAAGCUAUAUUUCAAGAUUGAGGGCAAGAAAAUUCACUAUUACGAUUUAUACGUGCUUGUGGAGAAAUUAGGUGGCUUUCAAGCGAUGGACAAGUCAAAAUGGCAACAAGUGAAUGCCACUUUUGGUGUUGACCUGAAAUCUAGGGUGAUUGAAUUGGAGUAUAAUGCCUCCAUCAAACACUACGCCAAUUUUUUGAAGUUUAAUAAAUCAGUUGAAUUUCCUGAUAGUGAUUCAGAUAGCGAAUCUGAAAACUGUGUUGUAUGCGGAGACAAUGAUGACCCUCAAGAGACUUUGCUUUGUGAUAACUGUGACCACGCUUUCCACAUGAAAUGUUUGAAUCCACCAUUGGACCAGAUCCCAGCAACGAAUUGGUAUUGUGACAAGUGCCUUGUUGGGACUGGGGAAUAUGGAUUUGAGGAGCAUCCCGAGAUUAAGUACACCAUCCCUGAAUUUUACCAAAUGUGUAAAGAGUUUGAUGAAAAAUUUGCCCAGGAGUACAAUGAUGGGAAGAGGCCAACUUUGAACGAACUAGAGGAAAAAUUUUGGAACUUUGUGGAUAUUGAAAAGUCAGAUUUGGAAGUGUUGUAUGGAGCAGAUAUACAUAACUUGAAACCGGGUGAAAUAAGUGGGUUCCCAAUGGUGAACACACCAGGACUAGAUGUGGCCAAUGCCGAGAAUCGAUUCUACAUUAAUCAUCCGUACAAUCUCACAAAGUUGCCAUUUGCCAAAGGGUCACUACUUAAUUACAUCAACACGUCAAUAUCGGGCAUGACUGUGCCGUGGAUUUACAUUGGCUCACUCCUUUCAACGUUCUGUUGGCAUGUUGAAGAUCAUUACACAUUGUCAGCCAAUUACUGUCACUUUGGUGCCACCAAAAAAUGGUAUGGGAUACCUUCCUCUCAUGCUGAUCAAUUUGAGGCCUUGAUGAGAAAAUCUGCCCCAGACUUGUUCAAGAAGCAACCGGAUCUAUUGCACCAAUUAGUCACGCUAAUAAACCCCGCUGAGUUGGUGCGGAACGGAAUCCCAUGCGUUUAUGCUGAUCAAGGACCGAGAGAAUUUGUGAUUACGUAUCCAAGAGUUUACCAUGCCGGAUUCAAUAGUGGCUUCAACUUUAAUGAAGCCGUUAAUUUCGCCAUGGAUGAUUGGUUAGAGUUUGGAGAGCGAUCAGUGUUCGAUUACAGGCCGAUUAAGAAGGAGGAUGUUUUUAAUUAUUAUGAGCUUGUGGAGAAUAUUUUGAAAGAUUUCAACCAUCAUUCGAAAAGUGGGAAUGUGAAUUUGGCAAAGAGGAGUAUAAGCGUGCUCGAGAGGUUUUUGAGUCAGCAAGAGAGACUUUUGGAUCAUGCAAGGUUCAAGAAUGUGGACAUUGCAUACAGGCCAAAGACUUACAAGAAACGGCGAUUCGAUUUGGAGCAAAAUGGUGAGGUUGGAGACGAGGAGGAAGAUUUGUGUUUUAAUUGCAAAACUCAUUUGGGAUAUCAAUAUUGCGAGUUGGAUGAUUCCUUUGAUGAAAAUGGCAAAGAAGCAACUGAAGAAGUAAAGCGUGAAGAUAUUCCAAUUACACACAACGACCAGCUUCUUACUCCAGAAGUCUCGCCACAAGAAAUGGUUCUGAAGGAUUCUUCCCAUUUUAAGGCAAGCGAGGUAUCCAAGUCAUCCAGCUCUAAGCAACUACAAACCGUUACUAAAUCUGCUUGUAUGAUGGAUGAAUUUGACGAAUUGAUUUCAGAAGCACGAAAGAGAUCUUGCGAGCCAGAAGAGGAGUCUGAGUGCAAGAGGCGAAAGUCAAAGAGAUUAUCGUCGUUGGAAGAGCAGCAAUUUCAGAAGCAAGAGAUAUGUACGCACAUAAAAGAAAAGACCAACGGAAUGAGAAGGAUGAGUCACAAGAAGAGGAGGAGCAAGACUGAGAUCAAUGAGCCAAAGAAGUUUUGCUUACAAUGUACUUUGAAAUCUGAUCAAGCACCAGGUGGUAUUAAAGUUAUCUACCAAAAUUAUCCCCAGCAAUUGAGACAAAUUAUUGAUGAAGCAAAGUUCAAAGUCAAUUCAAUACCAGUUGUAUAG